AUGACUGAUAGCAACUCUACAUCAUUUGGCUCGGUUUUCGCUUCCGGCAUUCAAGACGUGGCGGCUGUGGCAGCUGUGUUGGGAACAGAUAUCUGCGAUACAAAUGCUGGACUGGCGUUGACUAGAGGGUACUUGUUUCCUGCUGCAUGUAGUAUGUCAAUGUUUGGAGUGCUUGGCCUUGCAAAGCACAUAAUCAAGUCCUUUUUGCCUCUGCGCAUUGCCAAGAAUUUGGGCAUCGAAGUCGAAAAGCUUGACACAUAUGGGAUAGACAAAGCGAUACACGGCGUAGCAAGUAAAUUGUCGUCGCAUUCAAAAACCCGUUUGAAUGCACAAAAUGUCAGGAUAUGCAUACGUGUGCCAGAUUAUAACAGGUCCAUCUGGAUGGGCGCUUUUGUUUCUUGCUUUCUUUUAUCCUGUUUCAACUUUAUACCCUACGUUCCGCACUACAGAACAUUCUACUCGAACUUUGAAGAUCCCCUAAACUCAUCUGACCCACACAUAUACUUUCCUCUUCUCUUGACAUGCUCCAGCUUUGUGGCAUCCUUCGUCUGCUGGUUUGAAGCUGCUAUCAUGCUAUCGGGAUCCCCAUCACUCUAUACAUUAGCUGCUUUAGAUAUGGAUGUGUUUGUGCCUUAUUACUUUGGCAGUUUGCUUGCCAGGCGCAUUGGUUAUGGUAUAGGGCUUCUUUCAGCUGUAGGUAUUGUCAUUGGCUAUAUUGGCUCGUACUUGGUUGUCCAAAAGAUGACGCCGCUGGAUACCUACUACUGGCUUGGGCUUCAGCUUGCACUGUGCUUCUUACGCUUGGUGAUAUGGUCAUGGAGUGCGGAAGAGGAUGACUUGAAUGUGAUAUAUCUACGGUAUAAGAUAGACAGAAGCGAUGAAGGAGUUAUCAGGCAAAUUGAAAGAUUGUUACAUACAAGAAAAGAGGCAGAGCACGCAAUCAGCAAACUCAAGACUGGUGGCUACUUCAUUCGGUCUGAAAUAGUGGAUGCAUAUUGUCAAGCAAAGUAUUUUAUACACGAUCAUUGUUUCCAUAACUUUAAUGAUCUUCGUAUCCAGCGUAGCUUUAUCUCUUCUGUCAUCAUUUGGAGACCAAGGUACUUUAUACAAUGGAACAACAGUGUGCACAAGCCGCAAAAGAUUCUUGUGAUCUAUGGAGACAUAGGUUCGUUGACCGAACUCCACACUAAAAGAGUCAGUUAUGUGACGAUCAAAGAGAUAUCUUGUCGGACCUAUUGCUUUACAGAAACCGAAUUCAAACCACUGACAGAAAAGCAAGUAGGCGAUAAAAUGAUUGGCAUACUGAAAUCAGAUAUGGACGCUAUUACUCCAUGGAUAAGUCUUUUUAUUUCAUGCGAGCAGUCUAGCUCUAACGUCGAAGGAGAUGAACAGAAGUAUGAAAAAAUAGAAUUAGAGCCUCGACCGGCUAAAUUUUCUUAAUCUUAAUUAAAUCAGUAAUAAUAAAUAUUGGAUACCUCUCUUGCAUAUACAUUCAUG
Molecule: messenger RNA, 1497 nt
Organism: Rhizopus microsporus ATCC 52813
Lineage: Eukaryota; Fungi; Mucoromycota; Mucoromycetes; Mucorales; Rhizopodaceae
Exons: 1
Coding region: 1-1440 (479 amino acids)
Source: RefSeq, a predicted model, not a curated record